Messenger RNA from Mya arenaria, 1310 nucleotides. Its product is annotated as hydroxylysine kinase-like. The record is from RefSeq and is a predicted model, not a curated record. Gene Ontology annotation, molecular function: amino acid kinase activity. The coding region runs from base 115 to 1236 and encodes 373 amino acids. NCBI's taxonomy places the organism in Eukaryota, Metazoa, Mollusca, Bivalvia, Myida, Myidae. The transcript is spliced from 6 exons.
UUCUGCAAGGCAGUGUAUAGGGGAGUACAAGUUGAAGUGAGUUUUGUUUUGCCUGUAGCCAAAAUGGCGGACAAAAUUAUUUAAAUGCCGUGUUAUUGUUGAUAUUUACACCUGAUGGAGCGACCAGUGCUAGAAGAACAUGACGUCAUGAGAGUUGUGUUCGAUGCUUAUGGCAUGCGCGUCACUAAACAGAUGUUUCUUGAUAGUUAUGAUGACGUCAACAUCCUCGUGCACGUUAGUGACUUGUCGACCAAUGAAAACAUAGUAAAGGUCUCACCAAAUGGUUAUGUUUUCAAGGUUCUCAAUACUGUCGAUUCAAAAAGAGAAGAAUUUGUUGACGUUAUGCAUGGAGCUAUUGAGUGCGUCGCAAGAGCUGAAAUAGUGACGUCACGUCCGGUUCUUACAAAAGAUGGAAGACAAUACAUUCUCCAACGAUUUCCUAACAAAACAGGUGAAACAAAGGAAUUCCUUGUUCGCCUAUUCGAAUUUGUACCCGGAGAAACACUGGACAACAAACCAUACACUGCGGAUUUGUGUUUCCAAGUUGGCAUGAUGGCGGCGAAAAUUGAUCGCGCGCUAAAGGACUUCUACCCAGACGCCCUGAAAUGUCACACACGUCACUGGAACCUGAGAGAGGUCGGUGAUUUAGGGAGCCUUGUUGAUGUCAUUGAUGAUGGUGAAGACAGAAAAUUGAUUCGUGACGUCAUACGAGAAUUCAAAACAAACGUUCUUGAAAAUAGCCAGCUGCAAAGAGGAGCCAUCCAUGGUGAUUUGAACGAAGGCAAUAUUAUAGUCCGUCGGAGAGAAACGCAAGAUGGCACCCUUAGUACUACUCCAUCUGAAUAUGGCGUCAUUGGUGUCCUUGACUUUGGUGACCUAGUUUACGAGUACCAUGUGUUUGAAAUAUCCAUUACAAUGGCAUAUAUGAUGAUUGAAAGCAAACACGGCCUUGACCCAUUAGACGCUGGCGGUCACGUGCUUGCGGGAUACUUGAGUGUCUUUGACCUUAAUGGCGCCGACACAAAGGUCAUAAAGGAGUGCAUAGCGGCUAGACUGGCCCAGUCCUUUACAUAUGGAGCGCUAGAACACAAGAAAAAUCCUUCAAAUACCUACUGUUUAAAAACUGCAGAUCGUGGAUGGCCAGUGUUAAGAAAACUUUGGAGUAUGUCGAAAAAAGAGUUAUUCGGACAUUGGAAUGAAAUACUCAAAUGUUAUGAUAUUAAAAGUUUGGUAUAGAAAGCACGGAGUUUCGUCAAUUUCACGCCUAAAAAUGAAAUUUAUAACACAAUGCGUUUCGAAAAAUAAACAAU